AUGCCUUCCACCAUGAUCCCUGUUAUUGUUGGCGUUGUUGAUGUGCGCAACAGAUCCACCAGAAUCAAAGAUGCGAAGGAGCCGGCUCAUCUCAUGUUCGAGGCAAUCAAAAUUGCUCUAUUUGAUGCGCAAUAUCCUCAGGCUACUCCCCAUAUACUCAAGUCAAGCUUCGAUGCUGUCAGCGUGGUCCGGACGUGGACAAGGCCCUAG
This is a messenger RNA of Aspergillus clavatus NRRL 1, 210 nucleotides long. RefSeq lists its product as uncharacterized. The transcript has a single exon. Bases 1 to 210 code for a protein of 69 amino acids. The record is from RefSeq and is a predicted model, not a curated record. Gene Ontology annotation, molecular function: acyltransferase activity. Lineage: Eukaryota; Fungi; Ascomycota; Eurotiomycetes; Eurotiales; Aspergillaceae.